Messenger RNA from Quercus lobata, 1381 nucleotides. Its product is annotated as Chaperone DnaJ-domain superfamily protein. The record is from RefSeq and is a predicted model, not a curated record. The transcript is spliced from 7 exons. The coding region runs from base 250 to 972 and encodes 240 amino acids. NCBI's taxonomy places the organism in Eukaryota, Viridiplantae, Streptophyta, Magnoliopsida, Fagales, Fagaceae.
AACGGCCCGCAGACUCCUGCGGCAAUUCAGUUCCAACCUUACCCCGCUGUUUUUUCUCUUCCCAAAAAACCUUCAUCAUAGAACUCAACUAACUCCCAGGAAAACAAUUUCAAAGGCGGUGGAAAAAAGAAAAAGAAAAAUCCUAUCCAACUCAAAAAAGAAUAAACCCUAAACCAUGUGUUUGGGAUUUCAAAUUCAAUUACCAGCUGAGAGGAAAUCGCCGAGUUUGUUUUUCUGAAUUUCGAGGAAAUGAGUGGAGAAGAUGGAAAUAAGCGGGAUAAGGAUAAGGCGUGGUCGUCUCCAAACAAACCGUAUGAAGAUAAAGAAGAGAACAUGAAGAUUUGGGGAAUUUUCCUCUUCGGUGUAAUUGGCGCCACUGCCACCACUUUCGCUGUUGGUCAACUGCGGAGGACUGUUGAUUGGUUCUAUGUUCAGUUGACCAGGUCACAAUCAUCAUGGAAAGGAUCAAGUGGAGGUUCCUUCCGAUCAAGCUUUCAGGAGGAUGCAUGGAAAAGGUAUAAUCGCCGCAUGCAAGAGGAGUAUGAAGAAGAGAUGGAAAGAGUUGAACGAAUAAGGCGGAUGCAAAGUGUGUUCAACAGAGAGAGGAACAAAUACAAAAGGGGCUAUGAGAGCUGGAAGGAAAAUGGUUCGAAUGCAUAUCAUCAACAUUUCCAGAGAGAUGAUUGGUAUUGGAAGGCUGAUACAUCCUUCAGGGAUCAGAAAGCCAAUUACAGGGAAACUCCCAGAGCAAACGCCAGUUAUUCAUUAUCCCAUCAUUACUCAGUUUUGGGUCUUGACAGGUCCAGAAGAACACCAUAUACUGAAGCUGAGAUUAAGAAAGCAUUUAGGGCAAAGGCGAAGCAGUUUCACCCAGACCAGAACCAGAAUAAUAAAGUUGCUGCUGAGGCAAAGUUCAAAGAGGUGAUGACAUCUUAUGAGGCCAUAAAGCAAGAAAGAAAGAGCACAAUGUAAUUUUCCUUACAGUCUCUGCAUCAGAAAUGGUUGAAACUUAGAAGAAUGUAUACGGUAUACGGCUGCACAAUUCAACCAUUUCUUGACUCUCGGCAGAAAAAAUGAUUAACUUGGAAUCAUUUGAGAGUUAGAUUUACUACUAGGCAAUCUAGGCAUAAAUGAUGGUUUUUGAGCAACACAUAAAGGGUGGGUUAUGUAUUUAUAGAGCAUUACCGGCAUGUGUGUCCCUUGUAAUAUGUGGUGUAACAAAUUUCAUGGGAUUUUGUAAUACGUAAUAAUUCAAUUCUGACACGAGAUUACUAGUUCCUUGCUCAUUACUUAUUAAAAAAAAAAAUUACAUUGAGUAUAUAUCGAAUAAUAAUUCAAUUCAGGUGUAAUAAUUGCUUAUAUUUUAGUUGAGUUUAUGCUA